This is a messenger RNA of Staurois parvus, 387 nucleotides long. The record is from the annotation of a GenBank genome assembly. NCBI's taxonomy places the organism in Eukaryota, Metazoa, Chordata, Amphibia, Anura, Ranidae.
UCAUGCUGCCAUUGCCAAGUCCCAGAGUCUCUCAUGGGUUCCCUAUACGGCAUUCCCAUUGCUGCUGUCUCCAUCGCCACACUCUGCCAUUUGUGCCACAUUCAGGUCUCCUUCACACUGCUUGUGUUUUCAAUUUUUUGACAUCGAGGGUGCUGGCAGAUUACGGGCCUCCUCCAAUAGCUGCUGCCAGGCCCCUAAUCUGCCAUAGGGCCCCUUAUAUUAACCGCCUUCCUCUCAUGCUGCUGCGGGGCCGGGAGCCAGGUCCAAAGUCUCUCAUGGGUCCCUGUACGGCCUCCCAUUGCUGCUGUCUCCAUCGCCACACUGGACUCUGCCAUGGUGCCACUUUCAGGUCUCCUCACACUGCUGGUGUUGUUAAAAUUUUUUGAC